GAAGCCGGAAAUCCGAAAUAAGCCUGUUGGUGGCUGGCAGAUCGGGCAGCAUUUGUCGGGAAGGGAGAUAACGUUUUGGGCUUGAUCAGCUAGCUCCGGCAGCUGCGCUGGCUGUUCGGCGAGUUAAAGUGUGCCCGGCUCUCACGGGGGAUGACAUAGCAGAUCGCUACAGCGCAGUGUGGGAUUGAGCGGGGCCCUGGCCCGGGCCGGUGUGAAUUAUGCCACUCUUUAGGAACUUGACCAAGAUAGCCAAACGGGCACUACUGAGCAAUGGUUGCAGUUGCCAGAUUUCUGCUGUGACUGUCAGGCCAAUGAGCUGGAGUCCCAGACAAGUAAAUGCAGAUGCUAGCUUUCACUCCGUGUCUUUUGCUGAAUCAGAUCACCCUCGUAUUCUUAUCACUGGUGGGUUAGGCCAGCUUGGCGUGGGGCUUGCUAAAUUGCUCAGGAAACACUUUGGUAAAAACAAUAUAAUACUAUCUGACAUCAGAAAACCACCAGAUAAUGUGUUUCACAGCGGGCCAUUUAUAUAUUCUGAUAUUUUGGACUACAAGAACCUACGUGAAAUUGUUGUCAAUAAUCGUAUUACAUGGCUGAUUCACUACAGUGCCUUGCUAAGUGCUGUUGGGGAAGCAAAUGUACCUCUGGCACGCAGUGUCAAUAUUACAGGUUUACACAAUGUCUUGGAUAUUGCAACUGAACAUAAUCUUCGCCUGUUUGUUCCCAGUACAAUUGGUGCAUUUGGGCCAACUACGCCAAGAAAUCCAACUCCUGAUCUCUGUAUACAGCGACCUAGGACUAUCUAUGGGGUCUCUAAGGUUCAUGCAGAGUUAAUGGGUGAGUACUACCACCAUAAGUAUGGCCUGGACUUCCGAUGUCUGAGGUACCCUGGCAUAAUUUCGGCAGGCACCCAGCCCGGUGGGGGCACAACAGACUAUGCUGUUCAGAUUUUCCACGAUGGUAUAAAAACAGGAAAAUUUGAAUGCUACCUAAGGCCUGACACAAAGCUCCCCAUGAUGUAUAUUGAUGACUGUCUGCGUGCAACACUGGAAAUCUUAGAAGCACCAGCAGAGCAGCUCAGAAUGAGAACCUAUAAUAUCAAUGCCAUAAGUUUUACUCCUGAAGAGCUGGUAGCUGAAGUCCAAAAGCAUCUGACUGACCUGAAGGUUACUUACAAAGUUGAUAACGUACGCCAGGAAAUUGCUGAUAGCUGGCCAAUGGAAUUUGAUGACCACAAUGCUCGGCAAGACUGGGGCUGGAAGCAUGAAUAUGAUCUUCCUGAGCUGGUGUUUACUAUGCUGAAUUUCAGCACAACUUACAAACAGCUGAGGCAAGCAAAUUAGGAAAUGAAGAGUGAAAAUUCUGAAGGACCAGAAUCUUCAAGGGGAUCCAAUGUACAUAGAACUUUCUGCAGGAGUUACUUUGUAAAACUUUUUAAAUAUUUCUUUAUCUGUACUUGAACUGACCUGACAGCUAUGAUUUGAUGUAUAUCUUGUGGAUAGAAAAUUCAAUUAAUAAUUGGUGUUGAUAAUCUGACUUGACUGGUUCAAAAUACAUCAACGUUGCUGAAGUGUUUGGUCUACAGAUAAUGCUUUUACCAAAAGUGUCAGCAUUUAGGUCAAUACCUUUUUACUUUUAGUUUUAUUUCUAAAAUUAUUUUCAUUUUAUGCUGGAAUAUGGAGGGAGGAGGUAGUGAUGGGGUAAGGUAAAGUGAAGGUGCAGUCAAUCUUCAAAAAAAACUUACUGUCACAAGAUCCAUGUUUGCGACUUGAUCUUGAGCCAUUGAUUUUUUUUAAUACUAUUGAAUGAGUUGAGUUCAUGGUUACUUUGGUUGCAGUUUCUUUAUCUAAUUCUGUUGAAGAUGUUAGUAGAAAAUGUUACACUGUUACAAAAAAUUUAGUUUCCAAUAUUAAAAAUGAAUAUGGGUAUACAUAAUUCUAUCAAAUACUAAUAACAUUUGUAGAAUUUUUGAACUCUGGCCAUUGCUUAGAAUAACAGUGUUUCGCACUACAGUGAUCAUCAGUGUAGAAAUACAGCAGGUAAUGCACAUCUGAAUAUUUUUGGUGUUGAGGUUGUAAUAUUCUUGUGUCAUUGCAUUUCAUAACCAACUGUUUUUGCAGUGGCUGCUGAGAUGCUUUGGCAUGAAUUUGUUUGAAUUUAGCCAGUGUUUUUCCUUAUUCUAAAGUAGUGAUAGAGGAGCAUGAGGAAAUGAAGGCUGGAUCCUCUUACUGGAUUCCAUUUCCAAUGGGAAAGAAUCCAUAGUUAACUUUAUUGAAAAAUUAUGUUUGGAUUUUAUUUUGCAAGAAAUAAAUUCUGCUUCAUAAACAUAGAAAAUGUGAUUUAAAAAAAAUCCAUGCAUUUAAAUUUGCAUUCACAAAACCUGCAAUGUUAAUUUCUCUUGCUGUUCUCAUAUCUGUUAAAUGAAAACAGAAAUAUUCAGAAAAUAGGAUUGUAUUAUACAGCCCUAAAUAAGGGAAAUUCAUUAAUGUGCAAAAAACUGCUAUUCUGGUUUCAGAUUAGCAUCCAUUAUCAUUAUUAUACCUUUUAUUUGAAGAAUGCAGUACUCAAAGGCAUGAUGAUAAUGGAUUGGUUGGCGCUGGGAUCUUUGCUGUUCAUGAUAUAGUUAAUCAUUUUAUUCUUUACGUUUACAUUAAGUUAUUGAUAUAUUUGUCAUGCAUACAUCAGAAUAUCAAAACACGAGUAAAAUGUGUUUGUGUCAAAACAAAUGAACAACAAUUGUGCUGGGGGCAAGUGUAACUACAUUUCCUGCACCAACAUACCAUGCCAUAAUGCAGGAGGCUACAGGUCAGUAAAUUCAUGGAUUACAUGAACAUUUGUGUUAGUGUGGAUAAGGAUGGCACAUUCAAGACUGUAAGUAAUAUGUUACCUUUUACUGUUCAUAUCAAAAUCUUACUAAACAUAUGAUGUACUUCAAAGUUGUGUUUAUUGUCAUUCACACAAGUACCCAUGUAUGCACAGAUGCAACAAAGAACUGACAAGCUGUAGCAUCACAUGCAUUUCACAAGAAAGAAAAAUACAACUUGGCAUUUGCCAGACCAAUUAGAAUAAACCAGGUUCAAUAU
This is a messenger RNA of Mobula hypostoma (lesser devil ray), 3080 nucleotides long. RefSeq names its product L-threonine dehydrogenase (gene tdh). The transcript has 9 exons. The record is from RefSeq and is a predicted model, not a curated record. Lineage: Eukaryota; Metazoa; Chordata; Chondrichthyes; Myliobatiformes; Myliobatidae. Gene Ontology annotation, molecular function: L-threonine 3-dehydrogenase activity. Gene Ontology annotation, biological process: L-threonine catabolic process. The coding region runs from base 219 to 1340 and encodes 373 amino acids.